GGCAGCCGUGGUACUGCAGUGAACUGUUUAGUUGUCAGCAUUUAUUGGGACUUGUGAGCUUUCCCAGGGAGAGGGUCGCGGAAACCCAAGCAGCCCCCCUAUUGGAUUCAUGCAGAGUGGGAAUUAGAUCUGCAGCAGCAGCAGCCAAAGGGGAGUGUAGCCCUGCAGCCCUGGGAGAUCUCUGCACUGGGGUCCCAGUUACUGCAGAUAUGUGACUUACUGAGCCACACACCGAGACCCCCCUUCGCAGCCUGCAAUCUGCAUCUCAUUCAAAAUGAAAACUCAUCCAGCUGUCAUCCUACUUCUCUUCUUUGUGAUUGGCUAUGGCUCUUCAGAAAACUCUACCACUUCCAGAGGUUGCGGGCUGGAUAUCUUCCCCCGCUACGUGUACCUUUGCGACCUGGAUGCCAUUUGGGGGAUUGUAGUUGAAGCUGUGGCUGGAGCAGGCGUGCUGACAACCUUGUUGCUGAUGCUGAUUUUACUAGUGAGACUCCCCUUCAUUACUGAAAAGGAGAAGAAAAGUCCACUUGGAAUACAUUUCCUUUUUCUGCUUGGAACUCUUGGACUCUUCGGCUUAGCUUUUGCCUUUAUUAUACAGGAGGAUGAAGCUAUCUGCUGCACCAGGAGGUUCCUAUGGGGCGUUCUUUUCGCUCUGUGUUUCUCUUGCUUACUUGCGCAAGGUUGGAGGAUCCGCAGGCUUGUUCGCCACGGGAAAAGUCCAUCUGGAUGGCAUAUGGUUGGGAUGGUUAUAUGUCUAAUGCUGGUACAGGUCAUCAUCGCAGUCGAGUGGAUUAUCCUUACAGUUGUCCGAGACAGGAAGCUGGCUUGCAGUUAUGAGCCAAUGGAUUUUGUAAUGGUUUUGAUUUAUGUCAUGGUUCUGAUGGUGGCAACGUUGGGUCUUUCAUUUUUUACUCUCUGCGGGAAGUUUCAGAAAUGGAAAAAAAAUGGAAUAUGCCUUAUUAUUACAACACUUUUUUCUGUUUUAAUCUGGGUAGCUUGGAUGACCAUGUACUUGUACGGUAACAACGAACUCAAGAGAAGCGAUAAGUGGAAUGAUCCCACGUUGGCCAUUGCACUGAUAUCUAGUGGUUGGGUGUUUCUCAUUUUUCAUGCUAUCAUUGAGGUCCACUGCACCAUUCUCCCAGCCCCACAAGAAAAUACAACUAAUUAUUUUGAUACAUCUCAACCUCGUAUGCGGGAAACUCCUUUCGAGGAAGAUAUUCAGCUCCCCCGGAGCUAUAUGGAGAAUAAAGCUUUCUCUAUGGAUGAACAUAAUGCAGCAAUGAGAGCAGGAGGAUUCCGCAAUGGGAGUUUGGGAAGCAGGCCCAGUGCUCCAUUCCGAAGCAACGUGUACCAGCCUACUGAGAUGGCAGUUGUGCUUAAUGGUGGGACAGAUAUCUUACAGUUCAUCCUGAACCAGAAGGAAGGAGUUAAAAGUCAGGUCUGAAGCCGAGUGUUAUCAUUGGAUGUUACAGAGCUGGGACGCAGUGCUUACUACUCACGCUGGCAGCAAUGGUGGAAUACAUGAAGAUCAUAUUAAGAAGCAGAAAGGAGAAACGCUCUUUCUAUCAGAUUUUAUUGCAAUUCCACAUUGGGUUGUGUCGCUACAGCUGUAAAUGAUGGAGCAUGUUCCUACUAAUGUGUCUUGUUAAGCACAAACAUGUAACAUUUGAUUUCAAGAAGUCAUUGUACACAAAGGACAUUUUGUAAAGCCUUUCGUAAGCAAAUGCCCAGAUUUCACCUCAGCUGUCUAAAAUGUCACCAUAUGUUUAACAAGGAUACACAGAGAAAAGCACAAUGAUUUUUUUUCUUAAUUCCAAAUUACAGAAACAGUACAGGGAAAGAAAAGAUAAAAACACUGAACAGAAAAAUAUUUUUUCUUUAAGCGCUAAUAUGGCCUUGGUUUUGCACUGAGGAGAACAAUUUUUUUUGCCAAGGGAUGGGUGUGGGUAUAUUGGGCACACUCUCUAAUUGCACACGUUUGUGUAGAUUUUUUCAUAUAUACAUUAUUAUAUUAUAAUCUACACUAUGGCCAUUUCACCAUGCACUAUAGCAUACGUUAUUUCAUGCUGUUUAUAAUUUCAAGGGACAGGCACACAUACUUGCUAUGAGCAUUACUCUGACAGGGCUUUUGAGUUAGUUUCUGCCUACAAUGUUAUCAGCACAUACAUGGCCCAGGCUGUCAGGGAAGCACCCAAAGCAACAGUUGGUGGCACCAACAGGAAAACAAUGUCAUGAUACGUCUGACGCUGCUUUGAUGUUGCUGCCUAUUAGUACUGCUAUUUACAAUAACUUGGUUACACUUUCACACUGGAGUACAUACCAACGCUGAUACACAGCAUCAUGGAUGCAGGAGGAGCUUUGUGUUAGUCCUCAUUUUGCUAUUGUUUUGACAGGGUGUGCUUGUCCCCGUUUGUUACUAUUGCUACUGGCAUACAUCACAUCAGUGUUAGGGCUAAUAGCAUUCCUGACAGGCACUAACAUGGGUGUGCUGUAGAUUAUAUAGCAUAAUAUACCCCUAAUACUUCUAAGAACCUUAUAAAUGACAGUAGGGGGCUACAUUAUCUAUGUUAUCAUUAACACAUUGUGCAUUCUUGAUAAGGUAGAGUUUUCACUCUUAAUUGCAAACUCAACAUGGAGGCCUGGACAGAGAAUAGGUAAUUUUUAGUACCAAGAGGGUUGAGGUCUAAAAGGACAGUGUCAGUUGCAUAGGAAACCAAUAUGACAUCAAUUAGUGGAGUUGUGAUACAAUAGGGCAAAGUUGGGCUUUGGCUGGAUUUGAGAUUUUAUGGAUACUAAACUUCAUUUUUACAUCAUCUUUGUAUUUAUCUCAUUAAAAUACAAAGAGCUGAAUAUUCCAUUAUAUCCCUGUUGCAGGGUUUUCAGUGGCUACUAAAAAGGUGGUCAGUGGACUGACUUGGUUUCUCCAUUUUUCUGAAUUUGAAUGAAUGAAACCUCUAUAUACCUAAUUGGAAUUUUGACUGGAAGUAGGACAAAUAUUUGGAACUGCCAUGCUUUCUAAAAUACCCCAAACUCCAAUUCACUUUCCUAUUAUACCCCCAAGUAUAGUGCCUAAGGUUAUUCCUUAUUGUAUAGUCUCUUUUAUCUAAAUGUAUCUUACACAUGACUAAGCAAUAAGCAUAGGCAUGAGAAAUAAUCAUUCAGCUACAUAGAAAAAGUUAAACAGCAGUGCUUUAGAGUAAAGUAAACAGAGUUCUAAGUGCGGCUGACAUCUAAUCAGUAACCAUGCCACCGGAAAUCCUGCGCCACAAUAAGAAACUCAUGCAAAUGAGCAUCAUACUGGCAUUGCACCAAAGCACAGAAGUUCUGCUUCAUUGGCAAAUCUGUAAUUAGGGCCAGUUUUAAAAUGUUGGCAUGUUAAAAGCAUACAAACAUCCAGUUGUCAAUGGCAAAUGCAGACUCAGUGAUCCAUUAAAGAUGCACAUUAGUGUCUAUAAAAUUGAUGAUUUUCAUUAGUAGCUUGUAAAGAUCUCCUAUACAUUACCUUUUGGUACUUCUAUUAGACAAGCACAAAGGAAAAGAAAAGAACAUUCGUUAUUUGCAUUUAUAUCUAUGAGCAGGAGAUGCCAUGAUCCUUGGUUUUGAUAAGAUAACAUUCUUUUAUACAAAAAAAUCAGAUCUGUGCUACAGAUGGUGCUUUCAUAAUAUGGUAGUUCACACAUACACCCCCAUGUAACAUUCAAGGGCAGAUUUAUUAAAGUGUGAAAUUAGAGCUCACCACAAAAACCCACUUUCUAUUCUGUAUUUAUCAAAACGUGGCCAUACACAGGCCGAUAAAAACUGCUGAUGGACCAUCUUGGCAACUUAUCGGCCCAUGUAUAAGUUUUGGCCUGAUGUCAGUUGGGUGAGUUUCUUUGUAGCGUUUCUCUGUAGUGAUCUCUAAUUUGUCCCAUAAUGUUCUUCUUUUUGUCUUGCUUUGGAAUUGGCAUUUAAUUUAUAGCAAGGUGUGGUGCUGUCACUGCUCACAGCACAUUGGAAGCUUUCUUUGGAAUGCUGGAUCAUGAUAAUGCCAAUCUAUUAUAAUUAUAAUGUUAACAAAAGGAAUGACCAAAUCCCAGCAAUUUCUACUUACAGAAUACCGAUUUUAUAAAAGCUGAAUACAAACUUUUGAAAGGGGUCAUUUAGUUAGUCCCUGGACAGAAGUGCAAGAGCAAUAAGGGGCAUAACAGCAUGUCUCUUUGUGCUCACUUCCAAAGCAAUUCUAUCCAGGGUCUGGGUGUGCACUGCACCUUGUGCUAGUGCAUCCUUUCUAGUGCACCCAAAUGAUGCACAAGUUGGGGGGGGGGGGCUAUGUACCUCCACUUCUUCCUCAUGAAUACAGCACUGAAGGUAUUCAUGGAAUGAAUGUAGGUCUUUGCACUUUUUUCUGCAACAAAUCUGCCUCCAGAAGGGCAGAGACCAAAGCACAAAAACUGAACAAAUGGCUCCUGCACUUUGCACCCUGCCCUGCAGGUAGUAAAUAACCCCUAGCACGUUACCCAUAGUCACUAGAGCAUUGAACAUGAUUUUCUUGGAUUCCGUUAAAGCCGAAUAUGCAGAUUAAAGUUCUGAUUCAGUUUGGAAUUCAACCACAUUUUUAAGGAGGAAUAUUUAGCUGAACAACUGUAAUUAAUUGCACCUAAAAAUGUGAUAACAACACUUAAGGUUCAUAGCACAAGGAACUUUUUCUUCAGCUGUGAUUUUGAGCUGGCAGAGAUACACACAAAUCCUGUCCCAUAGCCUGUCAUUUGUUUUAAUGGAAACCAGCUGUCACCAGCGGUGACAGGCAGAUUUGGCUCAAAAGCUCUCAAAUGUAUCCUUUAUGGCCAAAAUCCACCUGUCACUGUCGGUGACAAGCGAUUUCUAUUAAAGCUAAUGUAGGCUUCUAUGCCAGGUUCAAGCCCUUCUCAGUGGGCUAAAAAGGUCUGGCAGAGAAUAAGGCCUGUAUGCCAUACCAUUAAGCUGUAUGAAAGCCAUGUUUAAGGUUUCUUUUGCCAAUUCUUUAAAACACCUAUUAUAGUAAGUCUUUUCACAUGUCUGUCUAUGAGCCCUUAAAGGUUUUUAAUAUCCCAAUUACUACAACUAAAGAAGAAAAAGUACAAUUUCAAAUACCAAGCCUAGGUUCUAUUAUGUUGUUUGUCAUCAUACAUAUGGGGACAUUUCGAAAGAAUUUUGCAUGAGAUAAGGGUGUAACUAUUUCUUGGGUCCUGCAAUAAGUAUUACACAUAUAAGCCCCAUGUAUAUCCCUCAUCUACUUGGAUGGGGUAUUCCAAAACCAGCCAAAUACCUAAGGCAAGUAGUUUAGGUAACAUUUCUUAAACCUACUACGAAAGGCAAGUUAGUUAUUCUAUACCUUUAGAUUUGAACCUGUAUGGUAUCUCAGAUAAAUCUGUCAAUAAGCAUGUGCAUGGCCUUUGUUCUUGCACUGUACUGUGGGGAGUUUUAAGAACCAACACACACAUCAGAAGUUCCCAACUGCUCUGACUGCUUGGGAUUGUAAUUAGUUGGUACAUUUCUACUGAAAAAUGCAUCAUGGUUUUUUUUUAUAAACACAGUGUAAAGGUGAUUCUGUGAUAAUACUAAUAAAGAUUUUAUAUAUGC
Xenopus tropicalis (tropical clawed frog) is the source of this 5601-nucleotide messenger RNA. RefSeq names its product G protein-coupled receptor, class C, group 5, member B (gene gprc5b). Gene Ontology annotation, biological process: G protein-coupled receptor signaling pathway. Lineage: Eukaryota; Metazoa; Chordata; Amphibia; Anura; Pipidae. The transcript has 4 exons. Gene Ontology annotation, cellular component: membrane. The record is from RefSeq and is a predicted model, not a curated record. The coding region runs from base 275 to 1447 and encodes 390 amino acids. Gene Ontology annotation, molecular function: G protein-coupled receptor activity.